AUGCACUCACACCGGAGCAUAACACGAAGCAUGCCCCUUUCCGCGAAAUUCUCCCACACCCAUUCCCAUCACCGCAUUCCCCCUUCCCCAUUCCGACCUCUCGGUCCCGCAUUCCCCCAUCCGCAUCCGCCUUCCCCCUUCCCCAUUCCCCCAACCGCAUUCCCCCUUCCCCAUUUUCCCAUCCAAAUUCUCCCUUCCGCCUUUCCCCAUCCGCAUUCCCCCUUCCGCAUCCCCCCAUCCCCAUUCCCCCUUCCGCGUUCCCCCUUCCGCUUUCCCCUUCCGCGUUCCCCCUUCCGUAUUCCCCCUACCGCAUUCCCCCAUCCGCAUUCCCCCUUCCCCAUCCCCCCUUCCGAAUUCUCCCUUUCGCAUUCCCCCACCCGCAUUCCCUCCAUCCGCAUUCCCCCUUCCGCGUUCCCCCUUCCGCAUACCCCCUUUCGCAUUCCCCCUUCCCCUUUCCCCCCUUCCGCAUUCCCCCUUCCCCUUUCCCCCUUCCGCAUUCCCCCUUCCGCCUUCCCCCUUCCGCGACGCCCCCCCACGCGUUCCCUCGCAAACGUUCCCCCUUCAGUAUUCCCCCUUCCGCGUUCCCCCUUCCGUAUUCCCCCUACCGCAUUCCCCCAUCCGCGUUCCCCCUUCCCCAUCCCCCCUUCCGCCUUCCCCCAUCAGCAUUCCCCCUUCCGCAUUCCCCCCAUCCGCAUUCCCCCUUCCGCGUUCCCCCUUCCGCUUUCCCCCUUCCGCGCUCACCCUUCCGUAUUCCCCCUACCGCAUUCCCCCAUCCGCAUUCCCCCUUCCGCAUUCCCCCUUCCGCCUUCCCCCUUCCGCGACGCCCCCCCACGCGUUCCCUCGCAAACGUUCCCCCUUCAGUAUUCCCCCUUCCGCGUUCCCCCUUCCGUAUUCCCCCUACCGCAUUCCCCCAUCCGCGUUCCCCCUUCCCCAUCCCCCCUUCCGCCUUCCCCCAUCAGCAUUCCCCCUUCCGCAUUCCCCCCAUCCGCAUUCCCCCUUCCGCGUUCCCCCUUCCGCUUUCCCCCUUCCGCGCUCCCCCUUCCGUAUUCCCCCUACCGCAUUCCCCCAUCCGCAUUCCCCCUUCCGCAUUCCCCCUUCCGCCUUCCCCCUUCCGCGACGCCCCCCCACGCGUUCCCUCGCAAGCGUUCCCCCUUCCGUAUUCCCCCUUCCGCGUUCCCCCUUCCAUAUGCGCCCUUCCGCGUUCCCCCAUCCGCAUCCCCCCUACCGCAUCCCCCCUUCCGCAUUCCUCUUCGGCAUUCCCCAUUCCGCCUUCCCCCUUCCGCCUUCCCCCUUCCCCGUUCCCCCUUCCGCCUUCCCCGUUCCGCGUUCCCCGUUCCCCCCCUUCCUUAUUCCCCCUUCCUCAUUCCCCCUUCCGCAUUCCCCCUUCCCCAUCCCCCCUUGCGCAUCCCUCGUUCACCCUUCCGCAUUCCCCCUUCCUCAUUCACCCUUCCUCAUUCCCCCUUCCGCAUUCCCCCUCCUGCAUUCCCCCAUUUCCCCCCCAUGCCUCAUAGGGCCCCCCAUUCCAUCCCCAUGUUUCCCCCCUGUAGGCCCCAUGUCUCUCACUGUCCUCACCACCUGUCUGCUCGUGCAUGUCUCUUCACCCUCCUCACCUUUUUUUUCUCCCUGUCUUUGCCUCUCUUUUCCCUUCUCCCAACCUACCCACCCCCCUCCCUGUCCUGCUCCCAGCUGCUAUCGGCCAAGCUAGCAGCAAUAGAGCAGGACAUGGUGGAGAUUGCAUGUUCGGAGAUACCUGCCUCCUUUGUGCGGAACACAUGGGAGCAACGGGUGGGUUGCUAG
Closterium sp. Yama58-4 is the source of this 1797-nucleotide messenger RNA. The record is from the annotation of a GenBank genome assembly. NCBI's taxonomy places the organism in Eukaryota, Viridiplantae, Streptophyta, Zygnematophyceae, Desmidiales, Closteriaceae.